Mytilinidion resinicola is the source of this 2473-nucleotide messenger RNA. RefSeq lists its product as uncharacterized. The transcript has 6 exons. Gene Ontology annotation, molecular function: histone acetyltransferase activity. NCBI's taxonomy places the organism in Eukaryota, Fungi, Ascomycota, Dothideomycetes, Mytilinidiales, Mytilinidiaceae. The coding region runs from base 1 to 2385 and encodes 794 amino acids. The record is from RefSeq and is a predicted model, not a curated record. Gene Ontology annotation, cellular component: transcription factor TFIIIC complex. Gene Ontology annotation, biological process: transcription initiation at RNA polymerase III promoter.
AUGUCUUGGACGACGGAGCUUCGCUUUUGGCCUUCGCCGCUGGGCGGCCUUGCAUGGUCUCAAGACUGUGAAUUGGCUAUCGCGGUUAACGAGAUGGUCCAGCUGCUGGUAAGUCUAAGCUUCAAAAUAUUUCAACAACAACCAGCAAGUCCAUGGCACAUCGUAAAUCUCGCUACAAGUCUCUGGACUUCAACUGAACUGCCAUUGAAAUACCCAGCUCCCUUUGGAACUUUCUCUGUCGGAGAAGAGAUAUCCGCGAGUGCUGUAGUUUCGCUUGAGUGGUCACCACCUGGUAUUUCAAAACAUCGAAGAUCGGCUCUCGCGGUACUCACAUCUAAUCUUGUCUUGUCAUUAUGGGCUCCCGAAAGCAGUCCAAAAGUUCCCGCCAGCUGGGAACGCCGUCUCAUCGUCAACGAUUGCAUAGAGCCAUACCUGGGAAAUUUCGACCGCAACGAGACGUAUGAUAACGAAGAAGAGCGUAUGGACAAGCGCAGGCUUCGUAUGCGCCUUCGGUCGUUUACCUGGUGUUCCACGAACCCUGAUAGAGGUCUUUCGAGUAAUAUCGGGUCUAGAUUACACUGGGGCCCCUACAUACUGGCCAUGUCCAACGAUGAUAACCAAGUUCUCUUUGUAUCCGUCGAAUCACCGUAUACCUCAGUCUCAUCAGAUCAAGGAUGGAAAGCUACAGUGAUCGGCCAUUUCUCACUCGGUGUCUCAGAACCUGUUCCCUAUUCGACAGCCGUUUUCGAAGAUUUUAUUCAGCAGCAGCGAUGUGUAUCCCAUCUUGCGUGGAGCCCAUGGUCUCACAGAGGUGAUGGCCGUCUGGAUUCCGUCUUGUCGUAUGCGUCGAACGACAAGCUUUACGCAAGGAACAUAGUGCUGAGAAUCGAAGAUGAUAGUCAAACUCGGCCGGAUAUUUUGGUCGUAGAUAAUGAAACCAAGUAUCACGAUAUCACUCUUCGCUAUGGGGGGCCGUUAAGCUGGUGCCCCAAGGUAUGCGAUCAGCAUCACAUGUACCUCGUUGCAUUCUCCAGACUAGAGGUGUUUUCAUUUACCGUAUCAAACUGUCUAGCGCAAGACUUCAAAAUGUCUUCCACUCAUCUCGAGCAGAACUGGGAUCCGAUUUCCGGUGUCACUUUCACGUUCAAAUCUCCUCAAGAAGUUCACAUGUACUACUCUUAUUACAUGUCGACUACGCAAGUCCCAGCCGUGGGUUUGAGACUUCCAAUAGCGGACGACUCAAAACUACCUCUACCAUCUUGGCAAGAGACAGAGAGGGACACCCAAGCAUAUUUCAGUGCAGCCAACGAUCUUGCGGGGAAUGCGUUUACUAAAGUCUGGGGUUUGGCACUUUCACCUCUUGGAGAUCUCUUCGCUACGUUGUCUACGCGACAUCCGAGUGAUAUGAUGGAAUAUCUCACGGUGGCGGAGCAGUCAUGCACAUUAACUAUUUCCAAUCCAAGAGGGAGCCAUGGUCAUUUCAAUAUUGCAUCGGGCGAUUUUUUGGGGAGUGUAAGCUCCGAAGCAGCGUGCUUUAGUAUCAAUAGAUGGUUCGGAUACAACAAUGAGACUCCCGAACAAGUUUCUGUAGCAAUCAUACAUAUAUCAGACCAAUUGAUGCAAUCCUUCGGAGCUGCGAGGCCUCAAGAAGUAGUUGCAUCUAUCCCGACCGCUUCGAUCAAUAUUAAUAAUAACUCGGGCUUGACUGCUCAGGUACCAACAACUGCCGAACUCAUCGAACGACUGAGGCAAGAUGUCUUCUUCAACCCCAAAACCAUCAAAGACCGACACGAGAUUCUAGUAUCUAGGGUCUGCGCCCCACAUGAGUCUACAGAGUUUCCACACUUGAAGCUCUCCCGUGUACUCGCCGAAGCAGUUCUCAAGCUCCCCAUAAGCAUUUGCGACAACAGUCCAUUAGGUCAACGAAUGCUAGCGACUUUCGCUCUCGUUCUAGACAAGCUACACGAGAUUGGCGGUGGAGUGCUCCUACCCUCUGAUGCUCCAGAUUUCGAUGCACCGGAAACUUGUACGAUUUGCGACAGUCCCAUUAGGCUAGAGAGUCUAGACUGGGCACGAUGCAAAGAGGGGCAUCAGUUCACGAGAUGCAGUCUCUCAUUCUUGGCUAUCCAGGGCCCCAACAUUUCGAAAUUCUGUGGUAUUUGCCGGGCGCAGUACUUGAAAGAGGAGUAUAUCGCCCGGGAGGACCAAGCUAGCCAAGACCGGGACGGGCUCGGCGGGGGUGAUGAAGGGGAUCAAGAGCUGCCGGAUGCACCAGAUGUUCUCUCAGCUUCAGUAAGCGGGAACUCAAAGCAGAUGUCCCUAGCCCGAAUCUUGUUCUCGGCGUGCGAUGUUUGUGUGUAUUGCGGAGGCAAGUUCGUGGGCUGAUGUAUACUAUUGUUAGAGGUGGUUGAUCGACUUGAGAGGUGAAACCACAUGAGAAAUUAAACUGAAUAACAAUACAUUGGUAUGAUCA